CACAAAGCCCUGCCCGGAGCGGGCGGAGCCGGCGCCGCGCUCAGCGGUGCGGCGCGCCGGGACCGCGCCGGGAGCGCAGCGCCAUCGCCGCGCCGGGAGCCGCCGCCGCCGCAGCGCCGGCGGGGCCGCCAUGUGAGGGGCCAUGGCCGCGGGGCAUGGCCGCGCCGCCGCGGGGCUCGCCGAGGAGGCAGCGGCGGGGCGGGCGCCGGCGGCGGCCGCGGGCUCUGAGCGCCGCCGAUGAAAAUGGAGCCGCGUCCCCCGGCGGCGCUGCCCCCCCCGCGGGGGGAGCCGCCGCCGCCGCCGCCGCCGGGCCUGCCGCCGCCUGAGGCGGCCGGGGCGCCGCCGUGGGGGCCCGCGGAGGAGGGCGGCAGCCCCGAGCCGCCGGCGCUGCGGGAGGACGAGCCCCGCCUGCGCGCCGUCUUCGACGCCCUCGACCGCGACGGCGACGGCUUCGUGCGGGUGGAGGAGUUCGUGCACUUCGCCACGGCCUACGGCGCCGAGCAGGUAAAGGACCUAACGAAGUACCUCGACCCGAGUGGACUUGGAGUCAUCAGCUUUGAAGACUUCCAUCGAGGGAUCAGAGCUAUCAAAAAUGGAGAUCCUGACAGCCAAUUGUAUGAUAUGGGAUAUACCCCUGAGGAGGAAGCCUCGGCCUGUCCUGAUGAGUUUGAUGACUUUGUCACGUUUGAGGCAAAUGAGGUGACUGACAGCGCGUACAUGGGCUCAGAGAGCACGUACAGCGAGUGUGAAACCUUCACGGAUGAAGACACCAGCACCCUAGUACAUCACGAGAUGCACGACGAAGUCGAAACGGACAGUGCCAUCGAUUCCACGGUGCAUUCGGAGUUCACGGACCCUAUCGAGGAGCCCGAGCAUGGGUCCCAUCCGCACGACCUCCCCCUGGGCUCCGACCUCAGCCACUCCAUCGUUACGAUAAUUAGCGGAGAGGAGCACUUUGAGGAUUAUGGAGAAGGGAAUGAAGCGGAUUUGUUCUCGGACAGCUUGUGUAAUGGGGAAAGCAGCUUUAACAGCUCCUCUUUCCUCUCUCCCAGCACCAAUCCGCUCGCUGCGAAACUGCACAGCAUUAUCGCAGAUGAAGCAUUUGAGUUUUACUGUAGCCAGUGCCACAAACAAAUCAACCGCCUUGAGGAUCUUUCUGCUCGCCUGAAUGAUCUUGAAAUGAAUAGUCCAAAUAAAAGACUCUCAAGCAAGAAGGUAGCAAGACAGUUGCAUCAGACAGGCACGCUCUCCGUGGGUGUGAUGGAGGAGUCUUACCGGGAUACUCUGGAUUGUACAGAAGAGGACAUCACGGACAAGGUUGUCUUCUUGGAGAAGAGGGUGACCGAGCUGGAGAAGGACACGGCUGCCAACGGCGAGCAGCACAGCCGGCUGAAGCAGGAGAACCUGCAGCUCGUGCACAGAGCAAAUGCUCUCGAGGAGCAGCUGAAGGAGCAGGAGCUACGAGCUGACCAAGCACUCCUGGAGGAGAUCAAGAAGCAGAGGGAGCUGCUGAGCAAAAUGGAGAGAGAGAAGAGCAUUGAGAUUGAGAACCUGCAGGCCAGGCUGCAGCAACUGGAUGAUGAGAACAGCGAGCUGAGAUCCUGUGUCCCUUGUUUAAAAGCCAACAUUGAGAGACUUGAGGAGGAGAAGCAGAAGUUGCUGGAUGAGAUCGAAGACCUCACCGUCCAGCUCACAGAGGAGCAGGAGAACAAGAGGAAGAUGGGGGACAAGCUGAAUCAGGAGAGACACCAGUUUCAGAAGGAGAAGGAGUCUACGCAGGAGCUCAUCGAGGACCUCAGGAAGCAGCUCGAGCACUUGCAGCUCUUCAAACUGGAAGCUGAGCAGCGAAGGGGCAGGAGCAGCAGCAUGGGGCUCCAGGAGUACAACAGCAGGACGCGGGAGACGGAGCUGGAGCAGGAGAUCAAGCAGCUCAAGCAGGAUAACAGGAACCUGAAGGAGCAGAAUGAUGAACUGAAUGGGCAGAUCAUUAACUUGAGCAUCCAGGGAGCCAAGAACCUCUUCUCAGCCUCCUUCUCAGAGUCCUUGGCUGCAGAGAUCAGCUCCGUCUCCAGAGACGAGCUCAUGGAAGCAAUUCAAAAGCAAGAGGAGAUCAACUUCCGCCUGCAGGAUUACAUCGAUAGGAUCAUCGUGGCCAUCAUGGAGACAAACCCCUCCAUCCUGGAAGUGAAGUAAGGGCGGCCAAGAGCCGUGGGUUGCGCGCUCUUCUUUGGGUUUGGAUUUGGUGCUCUGAGAGGAAAAAGGACUCGAAAGGUCUUUGCUCUUGAUGAAGGCACAAGGAAGCAUCACGUCAGAUUGAUAGGUCAAUUGUCCAGUGGACCAGGGAAAAAGAAAAACAGCAGCAUCGCUUUGUUGUCUGACUCUGUUAUUUUGAAACCCUUCUGCCUUUGGAGGGUGAAAGGGAACCUGGAGAAGAAACACAGGCAACGGACAGCGGAGGAAGGACCUGUAUUGUCCCCGCUACCAGUGAAGCUGGCAAGUGGCUGCGCACGGGAACUGUCCCUGCUGCGAGUGUCAGAGCCUCUGCUGCGCGGGGCGUGGACAGGAGCUUGCCGACGCCAGGGCUGUAAGCAGAGGGUUUCUCUGAACCGUAGGAUAAAGGGAUGGAGAAGGAAGUGGUGGAGCUGACGUUUUCCCUUGCUGCCCUGUCCAGCCCAAGUAUCUGCUUUGCCAAAGUGUCCGUGACACACUCACUCACUGGGGCAGACCUAGCAAAGAGGGAAACAUGUCCCGGACUUGUAGAAUUUUUUUUAUUAACUUAAUGCGAGUUUGUUCAUCCAGCUGGCACAGUUGAUGCUUGCCCUGCUGCUUUUGCUUGGGAAGGGGGUUGCGUGCAGAGAGCUAGCUGGCUUCUCUCUCGCUCGCUGGUGGAAGGAAGAGGCAGGGGAGCGGCCUUCUGGGACAGGGCGUCAGUGCAGUUUGUCACCUGUCUCCUUAUUUAUUUUUGCUGUCUGUGGCUCACUACCCUCGGCACACCUUUGCGGUCACAGCUCUGCUGGGCGGUUUGGCAGAGCGGCAAGCAGCUCUCCUCCCCGCUCGCAGCUCCCCUGCUGUCUGUCGUACAGGUCCCCCAAGGGGCCCGUGCGCUAUCCGUUGAGCCGGGGGACCUGGCUUGAGCUUGCAAGGCAGCAGCUUUGGGGGGCAGAUGUGCCCCUCUGCCCCAGCCGUAGACACACCGGUGCUGUCUUUCCAGCCUGCAGGGACUGGAGGAAAGGCUGUGACUCUUCAACUUGCACUGGAGGCUGGUCCUGGCCAGCUCUCCCCACCCCACCCCACCUUGGCUGGUCCAGCCUGGCGGUACCCAGCGCCUGGGCACGCGGUGUCCGAGGGCAGUCAAGGCCAGGCCUGGCCGCCCGCACCGAGCAGAGAGGGCUGCCGCUUUCCGCGUUGCCUCCCGGGGCCGGCCGGCGGCCGCUGUGGCCCUGCGUUGGCCCCGCAGCCUGGGGACGGCGUCGCGUGGCCGGCGGGGCACCGGCUCGGAGCAGGGCUCUGCUGGUGAUAGCUGUAGCCCUGGAGGGAGAGCCCGCUCCAGCCUCCCCGCCUUGCUCUCGCCUCUGCCGGGGAAGGGCAUGGAGCAGCUGCUCCGGUUUCCCGGCCCGCGGAGCCUGCCUGGGCCGAGAUCCCCAUGCCGUGGGGAGAGGAGGCCGCUGACCAGAGGAUAAAAACCAGCUCCCUGGGAAACAAAAGCCAUGUUUACAUCAGACAGCUUUCGGCUUGCUGGCACAAGCAGGCCUCGCGCAGCGCCCCGCGGGGAGCACGGGAGCAGCUAGUUAAACAACCUGCUUCCCUCCGACUUCCAAGAGAGGACGGAGGCCAGCAAACUCCCAAAGGUCUGGCUUCACUUAGUGUAUUCAGCCCCCAGAAGUGGUUGGUUUUCCUGCUUGUCACAUUUUGGAAAUGCCAGGAUGGCCUGAAAAUAGAAGGCACAAGGAACUGGCUCUUGGCUGCUGGCUGGGGGGGGUAUUUUCUUGUCCCCCAAAUGCUUCCAAGCAUGGCUGUGUUGAGCACGCAACAGAUUUCUUUCCGAGCCGGAGCGCUGGUAAAUCAGCCAGCUUGCUUUUCUCCUGAAGGGUGCCGCUAGCCGGGAGGGAUGGCAGAUGCCGCAGCCAUAGUCUGCGCUGCGUCCCCGGCGGCUCGCUGCUCCGCAGGUGACGUCCCCUGUGCCAGGGCCCCGGGGGAGUCGGCCCAGGAGUCCGCUGAGCGCCUGUUGCGAUGGCUCCCUGCCCCACGCUCCUCCCCAAACCCGGCUAGCCCGGGCGCUCGCUUGCCGUGGCCUCGCGCGAGGCAGAGCUGUGCAGAUGCAGCAGGGAGCCGGCGCCGCUCGGCCGGGUCGGCACGGCGCAGACCUCCCCUCUCCGCACAGCGCCGGCCUCUCUCCGAGGCUCGCUGCCGAGCUCCUCCAGGCAAAAACGCGGGCGGAGGGAGCGCCUGCCAGACGGAGCGCGGAGGAGCAAGGCCGCGGGCUCACGGCUCGCGCGGAAGGGCGGGUCGGUCGCCCUCGGUCGGGGCGAUGUGCUGCUAACGCCUUCCUCUGCCCCGCUGCAGCGCGGCCCCGAGCCGCAAGCUCUCCGCAGCCUGCAGCGAGCUGUGCCCCGGCGCCCGCUCCCCUCCCUGCCCGAGGCUGCGGGAAGAAGCCACGUAAUGUACAUUUCCAGAGAAGCUUUGGGUGUAAAUCAGUGUAUACUUGGAGAGGGAAAUUUUUCUAUCUUGUAGAGUAGGUAUUUUUAUAGAAUGAAGGUUGAUCAUUUUUUUAAUACUUUAAAGAAGAGAGAAAUGUAUCUGUGUAUACACAAAAGCAUAUAUAUAUAUAUAUGUAUAAAUAUAUAAAUAUCGGAGAUUUGCCUUUCUCAACUCGGGAUCAUGGAUCCCCAGUUAAAACAAUCGUCUUUUUUCCUGUCGCUCACAAAGAGGUACUGUAACUGUAAAUAAGCACCGGGAAAAAGUUUUAAGCAAACAAAGCACUGACUUGCACAUUCACCAUGCUUUAAAGUCCCUAUGGAAAAAACUGUACUUCCCGAAAAUGUUCCUCUUUCCCUACUGGUAUGUGAAGGAAGUCCCAACCAAGAGGCAAAAACAGUAUUGUCUUAAAUGAUGUAUCAAUUCUUGUCAGAUUAAAAGCUGUUACUAUUCCUG
Dromaius novaehollandiae (emu) is the source of this 5151-nucleotide messenger RNA. It is a transcript of the gene RAB11FIP3, whose product is annotated as RAB11 family interacting protein 3. NCBI's taxonomy places the organism in Eukaryota, Metazoa, Chordata, Aves, Casuariiformes, Dromaiidae. Gene Ontology annotation, cellular component: recycling endosome membrane; endocytic vesicle; midbody. Gene Ontology annotation, molecular function: calcium ion binding. The transcript is spliced from 15 exons. Bases 238 to 2193 code for a protein of 651 amino acids. The record is from RefSeq and is a predicted model, not a curated record. Gene Ontology annotation, biological process: regulation of cytokinesis; endocytic recycling.